This is a messenger RNA of Tilletiopsis washingtonensis, 1533 nucleotides long. RefSeq names its product putative alcohol dehydrogenase. NCBI's taxonomy places the organism in Eukaryota, Fungi, Basidiomycota, Exobasidiomycetes, Entylomatales. Gene Ontology annotation, cellular component: mitochondrion. The record is from RefSeq and is a predicted model, not a curated record. The annotation marks the transcript as partial. The transcript is spliced from 12 exons. Gene Ontology annotation, molecular function: metal ion binding; alcohol dehydrogenase (NAD+) activity.
CAUGGUGCCCGCACCCAAGCCCGCGUCGCGCUCGUCGAUCAUGUCGCUGAUGCGCAACGUGCACAACCCCGCCUGCCCCUGCCACGGCUGCCAGACGGCACGCGGCGGCAUGAACAUGGCGCGCGCCGGCCUCAACAUGAUCCAGGGCCACAAUGCGCAGCCGGGCAACAAUGCGCGCGGCUAUGCACGGCCGGUGGACCAGGCGCUGAGCAAGGACUACGCCUUUGAGCUCGCGGCGUCCAACAUCCGCUACGGCGAGGGCGUCACGCAGGAGGUCGGCAUGGACUUUGCCAACCUGCGCACGGGCAAGGUCGGCGUCUUCACCGACCCGACGGUGCGGAACUUGACGGCGAUGAAGCAGUCGAUCGAGUCGCUCGAGAAGGCCGGCGUCAAGUACGAGAUCUUCGACCGCGUGCGCGUCGAGCCGAACGACAAGAGCUGGGCAGACGCCAUCUCCUUUGCACGCGCAAACGACUUUGGCGCGUUCCUGGCCGUCGGCGGCGGCUCGGUGAUGGACACGGCCAAGGUCGCGAACCUGUUCACGUGCUACCCCGAGGCGGAGCUGCUCGACUUUGUCAAUGCGCCGAUCGGCAAGGGCAUCCCCGUCGACAAGCAGCUGCGCCCGCUGCUCGCCGUGCCCACGACGGCCGGCACUGGCUCCGAGACGACGGGCACGGCCAUCUUUGACCACUCGGCCACGUCGGCCAAGACGGGCAUUGCGUCGCGCGCCAUGCGGCCGCUGCUCGGCAUCGUCGACCCGCUGAACACCGAGACGUGCCCGACGGCCGUGCACGUGUCGUCCGGCCUCGACGUGCUCUUCCACGCGCUUGAGAGCUACACGGCCAUUCCGUACAACGAGCGCAGCCCGCGUCCGUCCAACCCGCUCAACCGGCCGGCGUACCAAGGCCGCAACCCGAUCUCCGACGUCUUCUCGCUGUGGGCGCUCAAGCAGACGGUCAAGUACCUGCCGCGCGUGGCGCGCGACCGCACCGACACCGAGGCGCGCGGCCAGAUGCUGCUCGCCGCGACGUUUGCCGGCAUCGGCUUCGGCAAUGCCGGCGUGCACCUCUGCCACGGCAUCAGCUACCCAAUCUCGGGCCUCAACAAGACGCUCACCAAGUACAACCACCCCGGCUACCCGACGGACCACCCGCUCAUCCCGCACGGCCUCUCGGUGUGCCUCACGGGCCCGGCCGUGUUCGAGUACACGGCGCCGUCGGCGCCCGAGCGCCACCGCGAGAUUGCGGCCAUCUUUGGCGGCGAGGAGGAGAGCUCGGCAAUUGCGCGCAUCCCGGACCACGAGGUCGGCCAGCUGGUGUACGACCGCAUCGGCGACUUCCUCACCAACACGCUCGGCAUGCCGCGCGGCCUCGCGGCGCUCGGCUACAAGGACGAGCACAUCCCGGCGCUCGUCAAGGGCAGCAUCCCGCAGCGCCGCGUGCUCGACCUGGCGCCCGGCUUCGGCGAGAGCGACGGCAUGGAGCACCUGACGAGCAUCAUUGGGCGGAGCAUGCGCUACUGAGCUGGAGGCCG